AUGGAAUUAUACAAAAUUGUAGCAGCGAUUGUUGAUAUUACAUGCAUCUUGUUGCAUGGAUGUUUGAUUACAGUUGUGUUAAAAACUAAAAAAAUACGAAAAGUUCGAUCAAACCAACUAUUAAUAAAUUUGUGUAUAGGACAUUGGUUGAUCGCAUUUUUUGAUGUGUUUGGUCAUUUUGUGCGACAUUUUAGUUGGAUUGAAUACAGCAUGUACGUUCUAAUGAUUUCAAGUUUGUAUGUAUUGACAACCGACAGAUUUGUCUCGAUUAAAUUUCCAAUGAAAUAUCAAAACAUGAAUAUAUGUCUACAUCUUAUGUGGAUGUCUUGCAGUUGGAUAAUAGCCAUACUGUUUGUUAUCAUUUCCUAUCUUAAAAAAGAUAGACCAAAAACAACAGCAGAUGAUAAAAACACAAUGAUGUUGUUUCUCAGCGCAAUUAUGUUUACAAUCGUUUCCAUGACAAUAAUGAACUCGAUCAUUUUUGCUGUCGUUCGACGACAAACACGUGCUAUCGCUUCUUUGCAAGUUCAAGCCAACCAAGAACGAAGAAAUGAAAUUCAAAGAAAUUUUAUCUCCAAGAAAGAAAAACGUCAAUUUUACAUAUGUUAUGGAAUCGUUAUUACUUUCUCCAUUUUGUGGUUGCCGACAGUUGCUGUUGCGUUGAAUUCGUUGAUACACCACCAACCAGUGAAAGGGGUUGCAUUCAGCUGGUCAGUUCGAGUUGCAAAUGCCAAUGCGUUGUUAGAUCCAAUUGUGUUUUUUUGGUUCAACAAAGAUAUACGUGCUGAAAUCAACAAAAUUUUAACCAAAACUAAAGAAGAAACUAGCGAGACAAAUAAAUAUAUUAUGAAGACAUCUUGUUCAAAUGCAGCUGUUAAGAAACCCCGGUUAAUAAUGAUCAAAUUUGGUGUAUCUUAUCCAUCCUAUCCUUUGAAUAUUACUACUUAA
Molecule: messenger RNA, 948 nt
Organism: Hydractinia symbiolongicarpus
Lineage: Eukaryota; Metazoa; Cnidaria; Hydrozoa; Anthoathecata; Hydractiniidae
Product: tachykinin-like peptides receptor 86C
Exons: 3
Coding region: 1-948 (315 amino acids)
Biological process (GO): G protein-coupled receptor signaling pathway
Cellular component (GO): membrane
Molecular function (GO): G protein-coupled receptor activity
Source: RefSeq, a predicted model, not a curated record